Molecule: messenger RNA, 519 nt
Organism: Puccinia triticina
Lineage: Eukaryota; Fungi; Basidiomycota; Pucciniomycetes; Pucciniales; Pucciniaceae
Exons: 5
Coding region: 1-519 (172 amino acids)
Source: RefSeq, a predicted model, not a curated record
AUGUACAUACGCAAACAGCAGUGGUUGGUUGAACUUGACCUUUUCAGUUCCAGCCCUUUUGCUUGCUCAAGCAGUGGUGAUUCAUACGACGAAAGGGGUGCCGUCCGAUCAGCCGCCGUCAAAUCAACCAAAACACCCGUCGCGGUUUGCCCUCAACCCAAGAAGUCCAUUCCUGGACAGCAGGCAAAGCGGGACCUGAUUACCCGUCCCGCGACGCUUCGCGCAAGGUUUACGGCGGCCAGCCUGUCGGCGCUGAUGCUGAAGUCAUCGGCCCCAACCCUGCCGGAUAAACCAAGCAAGGACACGAUGACCAAGCCGAGCGUCGUGGUGGUGUCCGUGAAAGACGUGGGGCUAGAGGCCGCGGUCCCCGCUGUGAUCAUGGUAAAGGACGUGAUGAGCAUCCCAAUCGCCAGAGCACAACUGGAAAAUAGAAAGAUGCUGCUGGAUGGGGUGUUGAAGAAGGCAAACAAGAGCUGCAAGCCAAGACUGGAGGCUUUGGCGAUGCUAUGGUACAUGUAA